GUUUCAUUGGAUUCUAAUAACCAUAUCCAUUCUUCAUCAUCCCAUCCAAAAUUUCCAUUUUUCCACCACUUAAACAUAAAAAGAGUAAAAAAUAUUCUAGGCUAUUAUGCUAGAGAAUUGAAUGUAUACAUAUAUAAUAACUGUUUUGUUACUCCCAUUCUCUUGUUUCAAUCUUUAUUGAAUUCUGCAAUGCCAGGAACAAUCAUGGUUUCAGUACUUGAAUUCAUGGAUCUUCCAUUUUCUUCAUCAACAUCCAUAAGGGCUUCCUUGGGGAAAAUUGAGUACCAAAUUAGUGACAAAGGAAACUUUUCAUUCCCCUUAACUAGUCUUCGUGAUGAUUUGAUUUUUAAAAUUCAGGAUGCUGAGGGGAAGGAAAUAUCGCGUGCAGGAGUACAUAUCAGGUUGAUAUUAGAGAAAGGUGUUUGGGAAGACAUGUUUCCACUUGGGGAAGGACAGCUGCAUUUGAAGCUGCAAGUUGUACUUAGCGAUGAAGAGCGCGACAGAAUUCGUAUGAUGAGACAAUCUGCAUUAAAGAAAAAACAAGAUGAACUUCUUAGUAUUGGUCAAAGAGAUGCAGAAAGUAACAGUAGUAGCAUGAUUAUUGGCAAUGCAGCAUUACCUUUCAACACUUCUGAUGAGGUCUCAGAAUCAUCGCCAAAGCAACACCUUCAACAUGAAGCGGUUUCCCAAAUACAAAGUCCCGUUGCUUCCUCCAAUGACGACAAAGAAAGUUCCGCUAGAAAUGUUGUUGAGGCUCAGCCUGAACAGCAACAACAGAUAAAAUCAAACGUUGCAGAUCAAUAUAAGAAGACAUCAACAACAAAACCUGUGUCACAAGCAGUUAGUAUCAUAAAAUUACAGGACAUAGGUAAGAAGCCUGCCAAUCAAUCACCACCUAAGAAACAUCCUCAAAGAGUUACUAGCUCAGAAGAAUUGGUGAAUUUGUUGAGCUCAGAAAAAAUUAAGGUUGUGAGAAAUAAUCUGGUACAAAAUAAUCUAGAGGAUGAUGGUCUUCAAAACACUGAGAAGAAAGUUCCACCAAGGAGAACUCCUAGCAAUGUGAUGAAAAUGAUUAGUGCUUUUGAAAGUGGUAUGCCUAAGGAUAUGAGGCCUCAUAUUAAACCACCUCCAACAAAAUAUCAAGUGAUUCCAAUUGAAAAGAAAGACUCUUCUGAGACUCGGAAAUUCGAGCAAGAUACAUUGAACAUAGAACCAAGAGGCUUCUACCAAGAAAAGGCGAAAAGCACCUCUUUGGUAAGAAACAUGCAACAGGUUCCAGAACAUAUUGGAGAAAGUAAAGAGCAAAUUAAUACACUGAACAGAAAAACAGAUUCAAAUUUAAGAAAUACAGAUCAAGAAGAAGAGACAAAUAACAAAGUUUCAUGUAGUAGAGAUCAAGAGGAAGAGAAAAAUAACAGAAAUUUGAUGGCAACAUCUACAUUUGAAACAGUUAAGAGGCCUUUGAAAGAAGAGAAAAGAAGAGACAAAGACUCUGAAGUUACAUAUGAAUCAUGUAUUGAGAAGGACUUAGAUAACAACUAUUACUCUUUUGAAAGUUCUGAGGCAAUGAUAUUCCAAAAAAUAAAAAAUAUUGAGAAGAAUGAAGCAUAUAUUGAAACUGGAAUUGAGGAGAGCAAGUAUGAAAGAAUAGAGAACAUUGAAGAAUCUAAAACCAAUACUUCUGAUGAUGAUAAUGGAGAUGAAAAUUCUGGUGGUCCAUUUAAUCAGGUAAUAAAAGUUGCAAUCAUUAUAGGGUUUGGAUUACUUGUUCUCCUUACAAGACAAAGAAAAAAGAGAAGGAAGGAGAAGAGUUCCAAAGAAUGAGUUCAACAAACCUCAAAUUAUUCGUCUUUCGAA
Molecule: messenger RNA, 1857 nt
Organism: Trifolium pratense (red clover)
Lineage: Eukaryota; Viridiplantae; Streptophyta; Magnoliopsida; Fabales; Fabaceae
Product: nucleolar protein dao-5
Exons: 13
Coding region: 190-1824 (544 amino acids)
Source: RefSeq, a predicted model, not a curated record